This is a messenger RNA of Carassius gibelio (silver crucian carp), 3344 nucleotides long. It is a transcript of the gene eeig1a, whose product is annotated as estrogen-induced osteoclastogenesis regulator 1a. The coding region runs from base 216 to 1298 and encodes 360 amino acids. The record is from RefSeq and is a predicted model, not a curated record. Lineage: Eukaryota; Metazoa; Chordata; Actinopteri; Cypriniformes; Cyprinidae. The transcript is spliced from 11 exons.
ACACAGUGAGGAACAGAAGAAUCACAUCCCGACAGAAACACGAGUUCAGUCUCGGAGCUGCUGAUGUUUCCGAGCUCACAGUUCUCAAGUUUGCUGUGAUUUGUGUUUCUUUUCCCGCGGAUGAGCAGUGAAUGAAACCAUGACCCCGCGGAGAGAGUUAAAAACCGCUGCACACUCUUCAUUUUAGAGAAUCAAACCAUCUCGAGCUCGAGUUCAUGGCGUUUCUCGUCAAGAAGAAGAAGUUCAAGUUUCAGACCCACGUUACUCUGGAGGAGCUGACAGCUGUGCCGUUUGUCAACGGAGUUCUGUUCUGUAAGAUCCGACUGCUGGAUGGAGAUUUCACUGCUUCAUCAUCCAGAGAAGAGGUCCACCAAAACGCUGUUCGCUGGAUGAAGAGGUUCUCCUUUGUUUGCAAAAUGAGCGCUAACACCGGCGUCCUGGACCCCUGCCUGUGUCGCGUCUCUGUCAGGAAGGAACUCAAAGGAGGAAAAGCUUAUUCAAAGUUGGGCUUUGCUGAUCUGAACAUGGCAGAGUUUGCUGGUUCGGGAUCCACCGCGCGCUGCUGUCUGCUGGAGGGAUACGACACCAAGAACACACGGCAGGACAACUCCAUCCUGAAGGUGACCAUCGGAAUGACCCUCUUAUCUGGAGAUCCAUGCUUCAAAACUCCGCCGAGCACUGCCAAAUGUAUAUCUGUGUCCGGUCGAGACCCUUCCCUGCAGCUGGACUGUAAAGGAGAAGGAACCGCUGAAGUUUUGGCUAAACGGAGACCUUCUGUACUCAGCUCCGCUCUUCCCGAGGAGGUGGAUCAGGGUCAGGGUCUUGAUGAAUCCUUUCACACGGGACACUCACGCAACUCAAGUUAUGCCAGUCAGCAGAGCAAACUAUCAGGCUACAGCACCGAACACUCCUGCUCCUCCAGUCUGUCUGAUCUGACCCAUCGCAGAAACACAUCUACAGGCAGCAGUGUGAGCGCCGACACCCCGUCUGAGAGUGACACCCGUCCCGAACGACCUCCACGACCCCCGCGACCCAUGCUACCCUCCAACAGACCACCGCGGAGGAAGCAGGAUUCGGUGGAGGAUCACCCGACCUGGGUCAACGACACACGUAUCGACGCAGACGACAUCGUGGAGAAGAUCGUCCAGAGUCAGAACUUUUCUGACAUCAGUAACAACGAAGAUAGUAAUCUGAGACUGUUUGUGAGCAGAGACGGAUCGACAGCGCUGAGCGGCAUCCAGCUGGGAAACAGGGUCUCUGCCGGUGUGUAUGAGCCAGUCGUCAUCGAAAGCCAUUAGAGUUACACCCGUGCUGCUCCUGUGUUAUCACUUCAUCAAAAUACUGGAAGAAUCACACAAAUCUAUUCCAAUCACCUGCUGCAUUAGAUAUUUGAUCAGACAAACGUUAAAGUGCUAAACCCUUGCAGGUUUUUUUCUCUCUCUUUUUCUCAGAUUUGCAAGAACCAACGUUCAAGUUGUGAGAUAAAAAGUUUGUAUUAUUAUUUGUUUUAUUCUGUGUUGGAAACGGUUACACAUUCAUGUCGUCUGCUUCCAGCUGCACACUGUACAGUGUGUGUGUUUUGUCUCGUCUGUUUCUUCCUCUCACAUCUGUAAGUGUUCUUGUGUCUGAGUCUGAUGCCAUGUUUUUAGUUUGCGGUGAACACUUAGUUUUGUUAUGAUUGGGCUCCUGGCGUGGGCUUUUCCUGGAGCACCAGCCGGUCUGAGUGCUGUGAAAGGACCAGAUAUAUUCGCGGAUCCACAGGACGUCCCGUCUGUUGUCUGUGGUUUUACUCUCACUAUUAAACCUGUUGCUGUGCAACACAGAUUCUAGUGUUAGAAAAUCAGCUUAAUGCACUUUACAGGAGAAUCUCACCAAAACCGUCCAGGUCAUAUUGUAGCUCAAGUUCAGAAUGAAAAUGAAUUAUUUAUUUAUAAAGAGGAAGUUAAACCUAUUUUAGGAUCUGGCAAAAAUGAAAAUGUGCUCAUCUUCAGACCAUCCAAGAUUAGGAUGAGUUUGUUUCUUCAUCAGAUUUGGAAAAAUGUAGCAUUCCUUCACUCGCUCACCAUUUUUGGCAUUUUUUUUUUUUUUUUUUUUAACAUUGAUAAGCAAUUUCUGUUUAUUCCCAUUACAAAUAAUUCCCAUUAUUGCUUAUUCACAAUGAUUUUCACUACCCCUUUUUUAAUUUGCAUUGUUUUCUAAUUGACUUGAUAAUAUAAAUCAAUAUGGCACUAUUAACUGCUUGCUUUAUUAUAUUAAUAAUUGUCUUUUUUAUUUAACACAUUAUUAUUAUUAUUAUUAAUGUAUAUGCAACGCAAAAAUCUAUAUAUAUAGGAAAAAAAUUAGAACAAAUCUUUAAAAGACUAAUAAUAGUCUUUUUUUUUUUUCAGUAAAUUCUUCCGAUUUUGGGAUGAAAUAUGACCUGGACAUUUCUAGCGAGAUUUCAUGAGAUUCACCCAAAUACAUUUGGGAGCCAAACUGCAUACAAUAAAUACAAAAUACACAAUAUUUCUAAAUACAGUUUCUGUAAGAACAUGUUUAUUGGUUUAUCACGAGCUGUUGAUGUUUAGUGUGACACUAAUGUUUGAUUAUUCACAAUAUCAUAAAUGAUUUCAACCCCUCCUGGUUCACACAUCGCUGACAGGACAGUAAAUCUCUCUCUAUCAUUGUGAAAGUGAGUUUUACGGCCCUCACGCUGCAGAUCCGCCUCUUGAAAACAUUCAACCGUGGCUGAUUUUUCCAAUACAGAGGAACUCCACACAUCCUCAAAUUUCCCAGAACCAGCUGGCUGCUUCUUUUCCUUCGUAAAACAAUCCCUUGAGACAAAUUGUGCUGGAGUUUUACAGUAAGACAUGCUUCAAGUGCACUUGAUAAGCUGUGAUCGACUCUUUUCAGAUGUGUACAGUGCUGCUCAUAUGAACGGAGUGCUUGUAUGAGUCUUUUAACUGCUUUAUUCAUAUAUUUCCAUUGUUUUUAAGCUUUUAAACUGGAGUUCUCUCAUUUAUUCUAAUGUGAACGUACUCCAGAUUGGCAUAUUAAUUUUAGCACAUGAUAAAUGCAUUUUUAAUGCACUAAACACUAGGAUCAUACAAGCAGAAUGAUGUCCAUCUGUUCAGCAACAAACACUGAGAUCUUUACACGUACUUUAACUCUGGAGCCAGAUAAAGAGUACAAAAUGCACAAGUCCUUCAUAUCUUUUUCAGAUAAGCUAACAUUUUAAUGCUAUAUUAAUGAGAUAGACCUAUAACUUAACAAAUGUGUAUAAUUUCAAUGAAAUUCACUAUGUAGCACACUUUUUUUUGUGAAUCUCAAAUGUGCUUUUAAUAAAGUUUAAGAAACUGUUUUAA